UUCAUUUCUUGGUAACUUCGAAUUAAAGCCUUGCUGUAAUGUGGCUCCUGACAAUCCUAAAUUUCACGUUAUGUUUUGCGGCCAGCUAUCAACAAUUCCCUCGUCUGUGUGCCACCCGCGAAGCCUUGCUCACCAAGGAGUGCUGCCCGUCUUGGGAAGGAGACGGCUCGCCCUGCGGAGCCAGCUCCGGCCGGGGCUUCUGCCAUGAUGUGGAGGUCCCGGACCAGCCGGAUGGGCCGCAGUACCCCUUCUCCGGGUUGGACGACAGGGAGAAGUGGCCCUUGGUUUUCUACAACCGGACGUGCCAGUGUGCAGGGAACUUCAUGGGCUUCAACUGCGCGGACUGUUUGUUUGGCUACUUUGGAGUGAACUGCAAUGAGAGGAGAGAGUCUCUGAGGAGGAACAUAUUUCACCUUUCCAGAGCCGAGAGAAUCAGAUUUGUGUCCUAUCUGAACUUGGCCAAGCAGACAAUAAGCAGGGACUAUGUUGUUGUGACCGGGACCUACCAGGAGAUGGAAAACGGCUCCAACCCGAUGUUCGGUGAUGUGUCUGUGUACGAUGUGUUUGUGUGGAUGCAUUACUAUGUGUCCCGGAACGCGCUGCUUGGCGGGCCGGGGAAUGUGUGGACCAAUGUGGACUUUGCCCACUGGGCGCCUGCGUUUCUCCCGUGGCACCGCGCAUACCUGCUGCACUGGGAGCAUGAGAUCAGGAAGCUGACCGGAGACACGAGCUUCACCAUCCCGUACUGGGACUGGAGGGAUGCCCAGGAAUGUGACGUGUGCACGGACGAGCUGAUGGGGGACCGGAGUCCCCAGGACCCCACCUUACUCAGCCCAGGCUCCGUCUUCUCUUCUUGGAGGGUGCUGUGCUCCCAAGCUGAGGAGUACAAUGACAGAGGUGUGUUAUGUGAUGCCACGGAGGAAGGCCCAUUGCGUCGUAACCCUGGAAACCAAAACCGUAGCGUGGUCGAACGAUUACCAACUUCAGCAGAGGUGGAGUUCACUGUCAGUCUGACCAGCUAUGACACGGGAGCCAUGGACCGCAGUGCCAACAUGAGCUUCAGGAACACUCUGGAAGCUUCACCUUGA
Micropterus dolomieu (smallmouth bass) is the source of this 1088-nucleotide messenger RNA. Its product is annotated as tyrosinase-like. Gene Ontology annotation, molecular function: tyrosinase activity. Bases 39 to 1088 code for a protein of 349 amino acids. Lineage: Eukaryota; Metazoa; Chordata; Actinopteri; Centrarchiformes; Centrarchidae. The record is from RefSeq and is a predicted model, not a curated record. The transcript is spliced from 3 exons. Gene Ontology annotation, biological process: pigmentation; melanin biosynthetic process.